Molecule: messenger RNA, 2674 nt
Organism: Megalops cyprinoides (Indo-Pacific tarpon)
Lineage: Eukaryota; Metazoa; Chordata; Actinopteri; Elopiformes; Megalopidae
Gene: slain1a
Product: SLAIN motif family, member 1a
Exons: 10
Coding region: 463-2352 (629 amino acids)
Biological process (GO): positive regulation of microtubule polymerization; cytoplasmic microtubule organization; microtubule nucleation
Cellular component (GO): microtubule plus-end
Source: RefSeq, a predicted model, not a curated record
CGAAUAUAGACUCAGGAGCUGCUACUCGAAUACAAUAAUGCAAUCCAACAAAAACAUCUCAAGAUUGCAAACGUUAUCAUAAAGUACGUAGCUUUGAAAUAUAUCAAUGAAUUUGUGUUUGCCUACAACACGGUCUACUACACGAGGCGCACUGAGUGUGUUUGAGACUCACUUGUGUUACCUGUAGUAAAACUGGCGUCCGUGCGGCUCGACCGACCUCAUUUGUGGUUACGGUGCCGAGCUUUGCGCUGAGGGAGGAGACAGUGUAGCGCUUUAUCUUUCAUUGGGUGGCUGGCGCAGCAUCUCAAUGCAACACUCCAUGGGGCUCGGGGCAAUUGAUUCCGCGUAAUGCUCAAAUCACAGUGAAGGCGACGGCACAGCAGAGGCUGGCAAGACCCUUCGUCCACCAUUUUACCAGUUUUUUUUUUUUAUAGAUGGGCUACAUGUGUAUUUUUUAAACCAAUGGAAGCCGCGGUGAUGAAACCUCAAAUGAUGGCGGACGUCAACUGCAACAAUAAUGCUGUAAACGCGGAGCUGGAGGUCAAAAAACUGCAAGAACUGGUCCGAAAACUGGAGAGGCAAAACGAACAGCUGAGGACACGGGCGAACGCUGUGAGCAGUUGCACUGCCAGCCCCCACAGUUUACAGUCUUCGCCGGCCUGUUUACUUGGGAGUCCUGUCGGAGCAGCCGCUAGCCCGAUUUUCACUGGGAGUUAUUGUAUACCGAGCCCGGUACCUACGCUCUUGUGUCCAACGGCUCUGGACCCUUUUUGCGCUUCAGAGGAACCGUACGCUUAUUUUCACCCGCAUUCUGCUGCGGACACCGAGGCGGAGGAUGUUAGCAGCGGCCCCACAGAACCUACGGUCUUGGAUGAGGUUGAGAUAUUAGACCUAGAUUCCAUUUUCCCUUGCAAUGAGGAAUCUGAAGAUAUCUGGUUGUACGUGUCCCCGAAGGCAAAGCUGUGGUCGGAGUUCUCCCUCAGCCCCUUGCAGUGGUGCAGACAGGUGCUGGACAACCCCAAACCCGAGGUGGAGGCUGCCAAGCGUUCCUUGUGCCACAGGCUGGAGCAGGCCCACAGAUGGAGGGGCGUCUUCUCCGGCCCCGUGUCUCCUGCUCUCCCCUACAGUCCUGUAGCCGGAGUCUCCCCCCUCUACAGCUCCUCUAAGCCCUGCUCUAAACCUGCACUAACAGAAAGAACAGCAUCAUUUUCUUCAUCCAGCCAUUCCUCGCUCCAUCUGACUCUGACACCCAAUGGGAAGGACUGCUCAGGUGUGGCCGAGAGGUCUCCCUCAUUCCUCUAUCACUCAGCCAGUCACAGUUAUCUUCGCCGGCGCCCUCCCCUCAGUCCCCAGUCGUCAAUCGACAGCGAGCUCAGCACAUCAGAACUGGAGGACGACUCCAUCUCUAUGGGCUAUAAGCUGCAGGACCUGACGGACGUGCAGAUCAUGGCACGGCUGCAGGAGGAGAGUCUGCGGCAGGACUACGCCACUACCUCUGCCUCUGUUAACCGCCGCAGUGCCAGCUUCUCUCACCGUGGGGGACGGCGGGGUACCAUCAGCGAGCUGGAGGUGGAGGCGGAGGAGGACGACGAGGAGUAUGACCAGCUGCCUCCCCCCCAGCCCCGCCUGGCCCGCACCGGGCCGCUGCAGCGUAGCCUCUCCCACUCCCACACCUUCUCCAGCAUGAGAGACUGCCGCCGCAGCCCCUCGGCCCCACAGUACCUCAGCAGCCUCGCCUACCAGCAGUACUCUGGCUGCACGCCCGAGGCUCAGAACCAAAGGGCCAAUGCAGGAUCUCCUGUUUGGAAUCAAGCUGAAUAUGAGAAUAAGCUGCGGAGAAGCAUGCCCAACCUUGUGCGAGCUCCCAGCAUGCCCAGUGUCCCGUGCGUGCCCAGCGUUACGAGCCCUGCCGGUCACACCAGUUCCCCCUCCUCGAUCCGCAACAGCCAGAGCUUCGACUCCUCCAAUGGGCUGGCCAGGCUGCAGUCCUCAAUUCCAUCCCCAGGUCAGCUGCAGCAUCGUGUCCAUAGCGUGGGGAAUUUCCCAGUGGCGUCACGGCCACCCCUGAAGGCGACAGCCUACGUCAGCCCCACCGUGCAGGGUCCCACCGCCAUGCCCACCUCCGUCAGUUUGCAGUCCAUUUCCAGCAGCAGUAUACCCCUCCCGAACAAACCCAGCACCCCGUCCACCCCUGGCCGCAGCGGCCUGCCCCGGCCCGCCUCCAUCAUCGGCUCCAGCGCUAUCCCUCGAAGCAAGAUCGCUCAGCCUGUGCGCAGUUUACUGACACCUCCAAAGAGCCUCGCCGCUCUCAGCGCCCUGCGGGAUGGCAGCUGGAAAGACGGAUGCUACUGACGGCACAGAGGUGGAACCGGAACACGGAGAGAUCCAGAAUUUGUCGGUGCCCAGCUGGCUGGGCCUGCUUAUAGAACAGUGUCACCAAGUGGUCUUGAAAGGGAAAUGUUAGAGCGGUUUUUACGGAAAACUCCUGAGACCUGGCUCUUGUAAGAAGGGAGUCUGAGAUAAUCAACGAUAAUGGUUGAACCGAGGUUCUUAAACCAUAUACGUUGCAAUAACGCCACUCUUAUGGUUGCAGUACUGUUGUCCAAUUUUUAAGGCAGAGCAUUUUAGCCAAAAAAAUAAAAUUAGAACAUAAGAUUUGAGAAUGUUUACAAGA